AUGGUGGUGACUGUGAUGAUCCAAUAUAUCGGCGUGAGCGCUGGAAGAUCAAGUCUGGUGCUCGAUGUUUCAAAAACUGGAACUCUCAUCCGCUACAACAACCCAGAAUCUGUGGCUGAAGAGAAUGCCAUCGCGAUACCUGGCGCACCGGACUGCGGCACCCUUCGAUUUCAGGUCGAACUGGAUGGAAAUCUCCGGUCGAAUAACUGGACGUCAACUUGGACAUCGCACAAUAGCCUUGCGGCAAGACAACUGUCACCCCCAGGCUGCAUCGGAAUAUCCAAUCCCGCAGCACAGGUAUAUGUCAAUGGCAAGCGUUACCAGAAGGUUGCUGCAAGUGGCAAAGCCUGA
Molecule: messenger RNA, 351 nt
Organism: Microsporum canis CBS 113480
Lineage: Eukaryota; Fungi; Ascomycota; Eurotiomycetes; Onygenales; Arthrodermataceae
Exons: 3
Coding region: 1-351 (116 amino acids)
Source: RefSeq, a predicted model, not a curated record